AUGACAGACCCGGCGCCCCCGAGACGAACAUUGCCGGCUCGAGAGCGAGGAGAUUCUCGAGCCACCAAACGAAGACCUUCAUCCCCAGCUCAGCCUGUGGCCGCGCCAACGCCUGGCAAGGCCUCGACACCAACUCCAUCUCUCGAGCCUCCGCGCCAGAAACGCAAAUACACGAAACGCGUCAAGCUAGUUGGAGCAACAGAUGCGACGGAGGAGGCAUUACCAACUCGAUUUGGGGCUCACAAGCCUUUGCCAACUUCUGCAGAAAAGCCACCGACAGACCUAUCACCAAAUGAAUAUCAAUCUAUCGCCGAAAGCGCUGUCCUUGCCGCAUCCCUUCAUCAUUCCCGUAUGCAGUGGCUAUGUGAAGGCGUUUUCAAAAAGUACUGGGUCAAGCCUGUCAAGAGGAAAGGUGUGAUUGAGGCGCCCCCGAACAAUCCUGAUGUCAAGUCUAUGCAGAAGUUGGGUGGUGCGACGGUUACCAUUGAACCACAUAUAUUCGACGUCGUUUUCUAUACAGUCAAAGAUCCGUCUGCUCCUCAGCUAUAUCAGCGUCACGCCAAUCAACAUACUGCAAAACAUAUGAUCCCUCCAGCACCACCAUAUGGUAUGUACCAACCACCUGGGUCGCAUCCGAUUCCCAGACCGCCGGCCCAAGUACCUCCGCCUUCACAGAGGCCAACUGGAACACCUCCGGUCCCAAACAUGGCUUCGCAGGCACAGCCACAGCCAACACCUCCCGCUGGUCACCCCGCGAAAUUACCCACGCCUACCGGUCCUACCGGUCCUCCAGGUGACUCGACCCAACAAGAAGCCGUGCCUCGACAAGAGCAAAGCACCCCAGUCCCUCCAAAACAGGUCUCCGUUGCACCUUCGCCGAAAGCGUCUCCUUCGACACCACAACUUCCUCCACAACCGCCUCAAAAGACAACUAACCCACCGCCUGGACCCAAUGGGCGACCUACCACGACAGAUCCUGUCAUUCAGAUGUUAGCCGCGAGAGCUGCGUCAGACCCUAAACUGAAAGAACUGAUGAAGAUUGUUGCAACUUCCAAGGCCUCCCCAGAGCAACUGAAAGAAUUCCAGGCUCACAUUGACGAAUUCAACGAGGUAGUGCGACGACAAGAGGCCGAGCGACGGUCUAAAGCUGCAGAGCAACCACCAAACAGCAAAUCUUCGACCCCAGUAGCGGGUGGAGGCCCGAAACCCGUUCAGCCCGAGUCCAAACCACCCACGCCACAACAAGCACCUACUUCGCAUAUUCCCACCCCGUCCCCUGCACCGGUGGCGGCGCAUCCGUCCACAUAUGGUACACCACAACAUCAAGCACGUCCAACGCCAUCCCCCUCGAAUUCGACGCCUGGAAGCGUACCUAAAUUCCCUCCGCAGCCUCACGGUCUUGGUCCAGCGGGAUACGGAGGUUAUCGGCCAGUUCCGCCUCCGCCUCCUCCGCGGACUGAGCCAAUCAUCAAACACAUCGUCCUCGAGAUCACAAGCAUACCGUCUGGUGGUCAGCAAGCAUCGACAGAUCGUUGGCUCUUCCCUGAAUACGCAGUAUUGGAAUUACGGCAGGGAGGAUUGGAAAUGCUGUGCUCAUUUCUCGUCGAACGGCGGGGCUCCGAUGUCCUUGCUAGCAAGGGAGACCAACCUUCCGAUGAGGGCAGUAAAUGGAAAGCUGAUCAGGAAUACUACGAACCUGUGACCAUGACUGUGAGGGCAACUCACCAUCGCACCAUCGAAACGAUUGCGCGUGCAGCGAAAUUACUGCCGGAGGUGCAGGCCCACAUGAAAAACGUGCUGGAGAAAGCGGAACGGGCACCAAGGGAGUACUUAAUGCAUCAAUUGCCGCGCGACGAGGGGGCGGAUACAACGGAGGGGUUCAUUGACAGUGGAGUGGAACUUGGCAACGAGUCCGCCUCUGAAGACGACGAAUUGAAGGAUAUCUAUGGCAUCUGA
Molecule: messenger RNA, 1956 nt
Organism: Exophiala spinifera
Lineage: Eukaryota; Fungi; Ascomycota; Eurotiomycetes; Chaetothyriales; Herpotrichiellaceae
Exons: 1
Coding region: 1-1956 (651 amino acids)
Biological process (GO): chromatin remodeling
Cellular component (GO): Swr1 complex
Molecular function (GO): ATP-dependent H2AZ histone chaperone activity
Source: RefSeq, a predicted model, not a curated record